UAUAUAUUGUUUGUUUUGAUGCUUCUCUUGUAAAGUGAUUUCGACUAGACGUACAUAAGUGCAGUUGGAUUUGUCAAAGAGGAAAUGGAUUCACCUUUCCUGCUUUAUAUUAAACAUUUAAUGAUAAUUGGAGGUACUCUUCCAGUCGAUUUAAUUAAUUCACGCAAACGCAUAUAUAUUUUCUACCGAUACGUAACGCAUACAUUUGUAUCCUUAGCAGGCAUUUAUUGGUUAGGUGGAAAUAUGAACAUUGACGGGUUCGAUCGGACGCUGUUUAAUUACAUUUAUGACAGAAUCUUCGUUAUGAUUUCAUACGUGAACUUAGCAAUAACCACGUCAGGAAAUUUUCAAAAGUUAAUAUAUGAGAUGAUCGCAUAUGAAGCAGAGGUGCUAGACGUCGGAACCGAAAAACAUUUGAAGAUACACGAACAAGUAGUCAAAAAGUGCAGAACACUCCAGGUGUAUUAUAUAUCAAUAUUGUCCAGUUGUUCUAUAGCUUUUGUCGUCCCUGCUUUUGUUGAAUACGCACUAGUAGAAUCUUCGGAGGAGAGUACCAAUUCUACGAUAAAUACGCAUAAUUACGAUUUAUGGAUACCAUUUGAGGAAAGCAAGCAAUAUUUAGUGUGGCUACUCGUUCAGUCUUGUUACACUUUAAUAGUGACUUGCAUUUAUUGCAGCUAUCAGACUAUUUUGAUUAAUUUGCUGCUCGUUGUCAUUUUAAGACUAAAGAUAUUAAGAGCAAGAAUAGAAAAUAUGAAGGAUAUUGAGACGCUUGAUGCCAAAAGAUUUAUCCGGAUUUAUGCUAAAGAACAUAUAGACCUAAUAAGGAACUGCAAACAUGUGGAUGACACUGUGAAAUAUGUGAUGUUAAUGGAAUUUUUAUUUGCAUCUCUCCGACUCGCCCUCUCUAUUUUCCUGCUUGUUACGACAAAUACUCCAAAUUCGAAGAUAUAUUUUGGAAGUGUCACUGUUAAUGUACUAAUAAACAUACUGAUAUUAUGUUGGAACGCCGAUCAAAUCAGGGAAGAGAGUAUUGGCAUAUCUGAUUCUAUUUAUCAACUACCAUGGUUCGAAUACGAUAAAAGCGAUGUAAUAUCUCUUCACAUUAUGAUGAUACGGUCUCAAACACCACUCACACUUACAACUGGCCCUUUUGGGACUGUGACUUUGGACCUAGCUGGAAAGAUACUGAAGGCAACUUACACAUACGCCACUUUCAUGCACCAAAUGUACGAAAAUUAGACGAAGCCAAAUUGUCACAUAAAUAACAAAUGCACAAAUAAUUUAAUAUAUUGCACCUGUAUUACCCUUAAUUGCACACAAUUUAAUAUUAAGUAUCUAUCUAUUUCAAUAAACACUAAAGUAGCUUCAAUA
Molecule: messenger RNA, 1374 nt
Organism: Anoplophora glabripennis (Asian longhorned beetle)
Lineage: Eukaryota; Metazoa; Arthropoda; Insecta; Coleoptera; Cerambycidae
Product: odorant receptor Or2-like
Exons: 6
Coding region: 85-1242 (385 amino acids)
Biological process (GO): detection of chemical stimulus involved in sensory perception of smell; sensory perception of smell
Cellular component (GO): plasma membrane
Molecular function (GO): odorant binding; olfactory receptor activity
Source: RefSeq, a predicted model, not a curated record